AUGCUAAGACUAUUUCAGAACAGUGCACUCGCAACACCGCUACUCAGACCUCUGGCAUCCGUCACAUCCUUGCGUGUUAUUCCUUUCAGAUGCAGCUCAACGAGUAAUGAUAAGCUGGCAGCCAAGGCUUCGAAAACCGAGUCAAACAUCAAUAUCGACGACUUGCUUAAACAGUUCAUUCCCAACUUAUCUUUCAGCGAAUCGAUAAAUGAGAGGUUCGGUUUUGAAGCAAAUAGACAACCAACACCACGUGAAGUGGCUAAAGGAAUAAGGGAAUUUGGCACCAAUGCGGGAAGAACGGUCGAUGUCAAUUACAACAAUUUGGCUAGAGCAUUUACUCAGGUAAAGAGACUUGGUAAUGAAAACAAGAUCAGAUACUUGCAAAAAAUUCAAUCAAGAUACAUCCGUCCAGCUAAAUACAGAAAACAAUUAAAGAGAGAAUGGUGGAGAAGGAAAUUUUCAGCUGGGUUCAAAGACUUGUUAGCUCAAGUGAAUGAUGCUAGAAGAAGAGGAUACUAA
This is a messenger RNA of Lodderomyces theae, 519 nucleotides long. Its product is annotated as mitochondrial 37S ribosomal protein bS21m. Gene Ontology annotation, biological process: mitochondrial translational initiation; translation. Gene Ontology annotation, molecular function: structural constituent of ribosome. NCBI's taxonomy places the organism in Eukaryota, Fungi, Ascomycota, Pichiomycetes, Serinales, Debaryomycetaceae. The record is from RefSeq and is a predicted model, not a curated record. Gene Ontology annotation, cellular component: ribosome; mitochondrial small ribosomal subunit. Bases 1 to 519 code for a protein of 172 amino acids. The transcript has a single exon.